Molecule: messenger RNA, 2402 nt
Organism: Botrytis cinerea B05.10
Lineage: Eukaryota; Fungi; Ascomycota; Leotiomycetes; Helotiales; Sclerotiniaceae
Gene: Bcrli1
Product: Bcrli1
Exons: 8
Coding region: 194-2023 (609 amino acids)
Biological process (GO): translational termination; translational initiation; ribosomal subunit export from nucleus
Molecular function (GO): iron ion binding; ATP binding; ribosomal small subunit binding
Source: RefSeq, a predicted model, not a curated record
GAUCACAUCAAGACCAACCAACCUCAUAUCCAUCGCAGGUCUCUACAGCAUUUCAGUCCCAUACACGCACAACGACCUUGGAAGACAAAGAAGCUCGAGUUCAUCGACAAAUUCCCUGGUCUGCCGGAGAACUCUCUUAUUUUUCUUUUCUCCCGCAAAUUUUUAGUGCUCUGUGAGAGCAACAGCAUCCAAGAUGUCUGACAAACUUACCCGUAUCGCUAUCAUCAGUACUGACAAGUGCAAGCCAAAGAAAUGCAGACAAGAAUGUAAAAAGUCCUGCCCAGUUGUUCGAAGUGGUCGCCUCUGUAUCGAAGUUACCCCCGAGUCGAAAAUUGCUUUCAUCUCCGAGAAUCUUUGCAUUGGUUGUGGUAUCUGCCCUAAGAAGUGCCCAUUCGGUGCUAUCAACAUUAUCAAUCUGCCAACAAAUUUGGAAUCUCACGUAACUCAUCGAUACUCCGCCAAUAGUUUCAAGUUGCAUCGAUUGCCUACACCACGUCCAGGACAAGUUUUGGGAUUGGUUGGUUCCAACGGUAUUGGAAAGAGUACAGCACUCAAGAUUCUCAGUGGAAAGUUAAAGCCAAAUUUGGGUAGAUAUGAUAACCCACCCGACUGGCAAGAUGUUAUCAAAUACUUCCGUGGUUCUGAAUUGCAAAACUAUUUCACGAAGAUUUUGGAAGACGAUUUGAAAGCAAUUGUGAAGCCCCAAUAUGUUGACAGAAUCCCAAGAGCCAUCAGGGGACCAGAUAAGACAGUUCGAGGUUUGAUCGAAGGUGUUGCAACAAUGGAUAAUUUCAAGGAGGUCUGCGACAUUUUGGAGUUGAAUCACAUCAUGGACCGAGACGUCAAUCUUUUGUCCGGUGGAGAAUUACAAAGAUUCGCCAUUGCAACUGUUUGUGUGCAGCAGGCUGAUGUCUACAUGUUUGAUGAGCCAUCUUCGUACCUAGAUGUAAAGCAACGUCUUAGCGCGGCUCAAAUCAUUCGAUCAUUGUUGAGACCUGAUGAUUACGUUAUUUGCGUUGAGCACGAUCUUUCGGUGUUGGAUUACUUGUCGGACUUCAUCUGCGUUCUGUACGGAAAACCCGCUGUUUACGGUGUUGUCACUCUCCCAGCCUCUGUCAGAGAAGGUAUCAACAUUUUCUUAGAUGGUAACAUUCCAACUGAGAACUUGCGAUUCCGAGAAGAGUCUUUAACUUUCAAGAUUGCCGAGGCUGCCGAUGAGUUCAUGGCAGACAGAUCUCGAGCAUUCCAAUAUCCAUCCAUGGAAAAGACUCUUGGUAAUUUCCACUUGUCUAUCGAGUCAGGAGAUUUCACCGAUUCCGAGAUUGUCGUCAUGAUGGGAGAGAACGGUACUGGUAAGACUACUUUCUGUAAGAUGCUUGCCGGUGCCACUCAACCCGACGGCAACCAAAAAGUUCCAGGUAUGAAGGUCAGUAUGAAGCCUCAAAAGAUCACGCCAAAGUUCGAGGGAACUGUCAGACAGCUCUUCUUCAAGAAGAUCAAGACUGCCUUCCUUCUGCCUCAAUUCCAAACCGACGUUGUCAAGCCUCUCAAGCUCGAAGAAUUUAUCGAUCAAGAAGUUAAGACUUUGUCCGGAGGAGAAUUGCAACGUGUGGCUAUCGUCCUUGCUCUUGGUAUUCCCGCAGACAUAUACCUUAUUGAUGAACCCUCUGCCUACCUCGAUUCCGAACAGCGUAUCAUUGCUGCACGUGUCAUUAAGAGAUUCAUCAUGCACUCGAAGAAGACCGCUUUCAUUGUCGAGCACGAUUUCAUUAUGGCUACUUACCUCGCGGAUCGUGUUAUUGUCUUUGACGGACAGCCUGGUAUCGACGCUCGUGCCAAUACCCCCGAGUCGCUACUCACUGGUUGCAACAAAUUCUUGAAGAACCUCGACGUCACUUUCCGUCGUGAUCCAACCAACUACAGACCUCGUAUCAACAAACUUAACUCCCAAUUGGACCAGGAGCAGAAGUUGAACGGCAACUACUUCUUCUUGGAUGAGGAUGACAAAGCUGCUACUAGUUGAAGAGGUUUUUGAGAAAGAUUCAUUUCCCCCUCCAAAAAAUGCAUUGCAUGGCGUUACGGGGUCGGCAUUUCGGGAGACAAGGAAAAGCGAUGGGCAAGGCAUGGUAAUGGAGGAAGGCUCAUCCGACCAGGAUGAUGAUCCAGGCGGCUAACAAGGGUGGCGGCAGUCUAUCCUCUCGAUGCCUGGUCCUACUUUGAUGAUCACCAAGGUUUGGUGGAUAGAUCAUGCACAGGCUGAUUCAUCAGAAGUAGAUUGAGGGGCAUUGGAAGACGUUGGAUGACAUGUCGUCAAAACAGGUGAAAACAUUUCACGAAUGGCAAUUUUCAAGACGAAGAGGUAUAAUGCAAUAUAAUUGCAAUUCAAUUCUUAGUACAUGGCA